AUGCGGAAUCUCAACGCCCUCUUCCAGGCGAAGCCGUCGCUUCACCUAGGCUGGCCAAAGAAACUCGACCUGUCAGCCCUCAGACGACAGAGGAGAGCUGCAAAGGACCGAUCUUUUGACCCAGUGCUCGAACGUGUCUCCUCGUUACAAACUUCCUUUUCCGUCAUCGAGGGCAUCCAGAACUUCAAGGAACGUAAAUGGAGCUUAUUCGAUGUACAAUACUUUAUUCUGGCAACAAUUUGCCUAUUUUCGUUAUGGAUCAUCGACGUACAUGCACCCUUUAUCAAGUCUGCAGCUGUGUUGGCGUACACACUCCUGCUGCUGAUGCCAGCUACCAGCCAGUUCUUUCUGCCCUCGUGGCCCAUCUGGACCUACCUGCUCUACUUCUUCUCUAGUCGAUUCAUCCCAACAGAGGUGCGACCACAUAUCUGGGUCAAGGUCCUGCCCGCUUUGGAAAACGUCCUUUACGGCGCCAACCUGUCCAACAUUCUCUCGGCGCAUACCCACCCGAUCCUCGACGUAUUUGCCUGGGUCCCGUACGGUAUCGGCCACUUUGCCAACCCAGCCAUUUGCUCCGCCCUCAUCUUCCUGUUCGCAGCCCCAAAGACGCUCCCCGUCUUCUCCAAGGCCUUUGGAUGGCUGAGCAUCAUUGGAGUCACCAUGGCACUUGUGUUCCCGUGUACCCCGCCGUGGUACGAGAACCUGUACGGCCUGGCACCUGCCCACUACGGCAUGCCUGGCUCCCCCGCUGGCUUGGCUCGCAUCGACGCCCUUUUUGGCGUAGAUAUGUACACCACGAGUUUCUCGACUGCCCCAGUGCCUUUUGGUGCCUUUCCGAGUCUGCACGCCGGCGACGCGACCCUCGAGGCUCUAUUUAUGAGCUACUGUUUCCCGCGAUUCCGAGGUUUCUUCAUCUUCUACGUCGGCUGGCUGUGGUGGGCGACCAUGUACUUGAGCCACCAUUACGCCGUGGAUUUGGUGGGCGGCAGUCUGAUUGCUUCCAUCAUCUUCUUUAUCGGCCGAACGAGAUACCUGCCGCACCAGCAGGGCGACAAGUCAAACAGAUGGGAAUACGAUUUUGUUGAGAUCGGAGAGAUGAAGAAGUCGGCCGACGAAGAACUCGGCUAUGGCCUAGGACUCCUGGAAAGACGUGGCACUGGCGACAGCGACGAGUGGUCAGUCGGAAGCAGCACUCUCUACAGCCCAACAGUUGCCAGCGGAAGUGCAAGUCCCACUUCCGAGAGCCGUCGACACAGUAGAGAGUCCAGUAUCGCCGGAUCUUCUCCUCGAGCCUCGCAUUCUAGACAGACUUCCCAGGCGGGAUUCUGA
Molecule: messenger RNA, 1329 nt
Organism: Pestalotiopsis fici W106-1
Lineage: Eukaryota; Fungi; Ascomycota; Sordariomycetes; Amphisphaeriales; Sporocadaceae
Exons: 2
Coding region: 1-1329 (442 amino acids)
Biological process (GO): sphingolipid biosynthetic process; inositol phosphoceramide metabolic process
Cellular component (GO): inositol phosphoceramide synthase complex
Molecular function (GO): inositol phosphoceramide synthase activity
Source: RefSeq, a predicted model, not a curated record